Engraulis encrasicolus (European anchovy) is the source of this 5076-nucleotide messenger RNA. RefSeq lists its product as uncharacterized. NCBI's taxonomy places the organism in Eukaryota, Metazoa, Chordata, Actinopteri, Clupeiformes, Engraulidae. The coding region runs from base 1 to 4983 and encodes 1660 amino acids. The transcript is spliced from 2 exons. Gene Ontology annotation, biological process: DNA repair; telomere maintenance. Gene Ontology annotation, molecular function: ATP hydrolysis activity; DNA helicase activity. The record is from RefSeq and is a predicted model, not a curated record.
AUGAAAUAUAAGACUGACAAGAAAUAUCAGAAUGUUUGGCGUAACUACAGUCAUGUGAAAUACAAAAAAAACGCGUCUUUUCAAAACAAAAUAAAACAGCACAACAAAACGAAGUACCAGGAAAAUGAAAACAUACGUGUACUUAAAACCCAAAGAAGUUUAAACAGAUCUAACGCUUCUCAGAAAAAACAAAAAGACAUUGAUUGCGCCAUUGCUCAUUUUCGACAGAACGUCAGCCGUGGACCUGAACAUCCGUGUGCAUGCUGUCAUCGUUUGCUGUUCAGAAAGCAGGUCAUUGAGUGCAAACCACACAACUAUGAAACCAAAAGCAUUGAAGUUGCUAAGCUGGCCAAGAGAUGCAUAACUUUCAAAUAUUUGCACAAGUGCGACAUUGACUGUAAGCCUGAAUGUCAUUUGUCUGAAAGCCCAUUAAACAAGCUAUGGAUUUGUUACACCUGCCAUCGCAAAAUUCAAAAUAACACACUGCCUGAAGAAAGCGUAACCAACAAUUUGCAAUUGGAUGACAUUCCAGAAGAGCUGAAAUGUUUGAAUUCUUUAGAGCAACAUUUAAUAGCCAAAAACAUCUGUUUUUUGAAGCUGCUCUGUUUGCCUAGAGGACGCCAACGCGCUUGCCACGGUCCUUGUGUCAGUGUUCCUGUUAAUUGUUCAACUGUUACCAGCAUUCUGCCACGAGAUGAAGGUGACGAUAAGAUGAUUCGAGUCAAGCUCAAAAGAAAGGUCAGCUACCGAGGCCACUAUGAAUUUAUGUUUGUCCAUACGGAACGAGUCCGAAAGGCACUGCAGUAUUUAAUCCAAAACAACAGAUGGUAUGGUGACGUCAUUUUGAAUGAUCAAUGGGUGAACUCUUUGGAUGGUACUGACCAAAACGAUGAAGCGGACAAUCACAACAAAGACAAGGUUGACGACAACAACAGUGACAACAAUGAGGAUAAUGAUGACGCUGAACAAAACGAGGAGGAAGAUUUGACUUAUAUUAAGCAUCAAAGCGGCCUGGUGUCAGAUACUUCCUUGCAGCCUGUCGAUGUCGGUGCAGAAAUUGUUGAUCAACAUUUUCAAGACAUACUGAACAUGGCACCUGCUGAAGGAAAUUCACCCGUCAGUCUGCUAUCUGAUGAGACGAAUGAAGCAAAGUGUUUCCCUGUCCUGUAUCCGUCCGGUGGGCCUACAUUCCAUUCUGAAAGAGAGUCAAAGAUAAGUCUGUCAAGAUAUCUGAACACACGUAUACUGAAUGCUGAUGGACGCUUUGCACGGAACACAGACUUUAUUUUCUAUGCACAGUAUAUGUCAGAGGUAAAUCAAGUGCAGUCGAGCAUAUCAGUCGCGUUGCGCAAAGGCUCUCAAAAAGAUGUGUCACCACAGACGUUGCUGAACUCUGACUCUCUGCAGGAACUAUUGCGGAAUGAUGAAGGCUACAAAUUUCUACGGGGCAUUCGUGGCACACCCCCAUACUGGAUGUCGGCACAGAAAGAUUUGUUCGCCAUGAUACGACAACUGUCAAUACCCACGUUUUUUGCAUCGUUCAGCUCCGCCGAUCUAAGGUGGCCAGAUUUCCUGUCCAGUCUCCAAAGGGCGGAGGGAAAAGAACCAAAUGUUGCUGAUCUUGACUGGUCUGAACGAUGUGGACUCAUACGCAGGAAUCCAGUAACUUCAGCGCGAAUGUUUGAUCAUCGCUGGCACACUUUUCUCCGAGAUGUGAUCAUGUCACCGGCUGAACCUAUUGGCAAAAUCAAAGACUACUUCUACCGCAUUGAAUUUCAACAACGAGGCUCGCCCCACGUGCACUGCCUGUUCUGGGUUGAAAACGCGCCUAAGAUUGACAAGGACAGUGAUGCAGACGUGACGUCUUUCAUCGACAAGUACAUUUCGUGCCAGCUUCCUUCAGAUAAAGAUCCAGAGCUGUUUGAGAUAGUUAACAGCGUACAGAAGCACAGCACAAGACAUUCGAAGACUUGCCGCAAGAAGAACACAGUGUGUAGGUUCAACUUCCCCCGGCCUGUGUCAAAUUGCACUUUCAUCACAAGAGGCGUUAGCUCAGAGGAGCUGAAUGAUAAGGAUGAAGUUAAACGAGCGAGCGAAAUCAUCAACAACGUCAGAGCUGCGUUGACUACGCCAGGCUUUAAUGCCAAUUCGACCGAUGCAUUCUUUCAAUCCCUGGGGAUAGAUCAAAGCACGUUUGAAAGGGCAUACAAUAUAUGGUCCACAAAGAAAAGCAUCGUCAUGAAACGAGAUCCUGCAGAGGUUUGGGUAAACCAGUACAAUAAAGACUUACUUCGAGCUUGGCAAGGCAAUAUGGACAUACAGUUUGUCACGGAUCCAUUUUCUGCAAGUGUUUACAUCCUUUCCUACGUCACAAAGGGAGAACAGGAAACUGGUUUGCUGUUACAACGUGCCCAAGCCGAAGCGAUUGGUGGCAAUAUGGAUGCAAAAGCGGCAUUCCGACAGCUUGGAAGCGUGUACCUCCACAACAGAGAAGUCUCAGCUCAGGAAGCAGUGUAUCGUUUAACGCACAUGCACCUGAAGGAGUGCUCACGCGAUGUACAGUACAUUCCCGUUGGCGAAAAUCCCAUGAGAAUGAGUUUGCCUUUGCAUGUGCUUCAAAGCCAAUCACGUCAACAGGGUGGAGACAACAGCAGCAUUUUCAUGACCAACAUCGUCGAGCGAUACGAGAACAGACCUCAGUCGGAUGAAUUUGGAGAUUUAUGCUUGGCCAGUUUUUGCUCCGAAUUCCGAGUUCUUUCAAAGUCUCAGGUCAAAGCCUCGCAUCAUGUCACGGAGCUCAACAACAACUGCGGCUAUGUGAAAAAGAGAACGCGCAGUCAACCUGCUGUUGUGAGAUACCCUCGAUUUUCUCCAACAAGAGACCCAGAAAAGUACUUCCACAGUCUUCUACAACUUUUCUUGCCGCACUAUGAGACCUGUCACCUCAAACCACCCCCGUACGAGACAUACCAGCAAUUCUACAACGACGGCGCAGUUAAAUGUGGUGGUGUCCUCCAAACUGUCAAGUCGAUUGUGGACAAGAACAAGGCUCUGUUUGAAAAAGAGAGUGAUGAGCUUGACAAAGCUAGCGAGUUGCUUCAGCAGAACGUUGAUCUACAAGACGCUUGGUCAAAUCUUUGCCCGGAGCUUGAACGUGAGCGCCUUCGUUGCUUGGAUCUCAUGAAAGACAGAGUUGUAGACGAAGAUUGCGAUGGCACCGAUAUCCCUGACCUGACGGCCCACCCGCAAACCGCAUGCUCGUUGGAGACGAAUCACGUGACGAUGCCCAGACAAGAUGCGUUGGAUUUAUUACGAUCAUUGAAUGAGGAGCAGUCUGCUGUCUUCUAUGCUGUUCGCCAUUGGUGUUUGCAGAAAAUUUCCGGACAGAAGCCCGAGCCAUUGCGACUGUUUAUCGGAGGAGGCGGAGGCUGUGGGAAGAGUCAUUUGAUAAAGGCCAUACAUUACGAAGCUACAAGAUUGUUGUCCCAACUUGCUGAUAAUCCAGAGGAGCUCACCGUGCUUCUAACGGCACCUACAGGCGUGGCAGCGUACAACAUUAAUGCCGCGACGAUUCACAACACCUUUUCGAUUGGCGCGAAUGCGAAACUGCCCUAUCAACCCCUUGGUGACGAAAAAGUGAACCGUUUAAGAAAUAAAAUGAGGAAUUUGCACAUUUUGAUCAUCGAUGAGAUUUCAAUGGUUGAUCACAAGCUACUCUCGUACAUUCAUGGCCGUCUCCGUCAAAUCAAACAGCCUGGGGAUCACGCUUUGUUUGGUACCGUGUCGUUGUUAUGCAUUGGUGACUUUUACCAGCUGAGACCUGUGAAAGGAACACCUCUUUAUGCUGACAACAAAGGAGUCAACCUGUGGGAGAACAACUUUGAAAUGAUUGAGCUGACCAAGAUCGUGAGGCAACAAAAUGCAGCAUUUGCAGAAACGCUGAAUCGCCUCAGAGUACGCAAGAAGAACGAACCUCUGAACGUCCAUGACGAGCUGACACUGAAGCAACGCGAAACUGGAGAAGACUCUGAUGCCAUUCACUUAUACGCCACAAAUGCAGAGGUGCAAGAAUAUAAUGUCAACAUAUUGCACAAGACGUGUCCAGAUGCCAUACAGAUACCAGCUGAAGAUUUCGUACGAAACCCCAAAACUGGAAGAAUGGAAAAGAUGACUGGCUUCCACACCAAAGUCUUCAAUUCGUGCUUGCCCAAAUGUGUUCAGGUUGGUGUUGGAGCAAGAAUUAUGGUCAAACGUAACGUUUCGGUUGAAGAUGGGAUCUGCAAUGGUUCGUGUGCACGGGUUGUGGAAAUUAUCAGAGGUGAAGAAGAUGGCGACAUGCCUAAAGCCAUAAUUGUGGAGUUCGAAAAUCCUAAUGUUGGAAAAUUGCAACGAGCAAAGUCUAACAGACAAUCUGAACGGACAACGGUGCUGGAAGUUCAGGAAGACGUCAUCAGCAAUUCCGGAGGCGUGCGAAGGCAAUUCCCCAUUGGUUUGGCGUGGGCUGUCACUGUACACAAGUGCCAGGGCCUUACACUUGAGAAAGCAGUCGUCUCUUUGCGCAAAAUUUUUGCUCCAGGUCAAGCGUAUGUUGCACUUAGUCGCGUGAAAAAUCUUGAUGGACUGAUUAUUCAAGAUUUCAAGGAGUCUGCUAUAUUUUGCGAUGAGAAAGUGGAGUCAGCCAUGCAAAACAUGCCCAAGUUCAGCUACGGAAGGUCUAUUUUGUCUGAUGUUGUAUGCCGGAUCGCGUUGCAUAAUGUGCAGAGUUUGAGAGCUCAUAUUAAAGAUGUCCAAGCCCAUAAUGUUCUAAUGACAGCUGAUUGUAUUUGUUUAACAGAGACAUGGCUGAAGGGAGACCCCGGAGACGAACCACAACUUGCAGCAUACAACUUUGAACACAACCCGAGAGUGAACUGUUAUGAUGAGUCCGAACCAAUCUUUGCAGGGUUGAGAGGGAAAAAAGGAGUUAAUGCAGGUCAUCUCUGAAGUCGACAAACACCCUGGGAGGAAAUUCAUAGUGGGCGACUUCAACGAGGACAUCCUUGUGUCAUCUACGAUUGCGAAGGUACUGGAGCAGCA